Mytilinidion resinicola is the source of this 984-nucleotide messenger RNA. RefSeq lists its product as uncharacterized. Lineage: Eukaryota; Fungi; Ascomycota; Dothideomycetes; Mytilinidiales; Mytilinidiaceae. The record is from RefSeq and is a predicted model, not a curated record. The transcript is spliced from 2 exons. Bases 162 to 818 code for a protein of 218 amino acids.
CGCAUUUUGGGGCACGCUAGUAGCCCCGGGCUCUGUCCAAGCUCCAGCCUUCUGCCGUCUCUACAUCUGUAUGUCAAGCCAGCAUCCAUCUCUCUCAUACAUCUGACCGCAUAGCCAUUUUUGACCACCUCCGGAGCACAUCCGCAAUCCCAAUUGCGCAGAUGAAACCCAACGGCGCACGACCCUAUCUCAACGCCGAGAUGAUGGGCAACCUCUGCACCCUCAUGGACAUCAUCGACCUGCACAUCUCGCCCGCCGAGGCGCAGGAGAUGACGCUGGAGACCAUGAACAAGUUGUAUUAUGUGUACUUCAAGCUGUUCUGCGCCGGCCAGGAGCCAUACACGUACCCGCGCGACGGGCCGGAUGGCAAUGCUCCGCUGAUUACGCGCGAGGGCCUGCGCAUGUGGCUUCUUGUUCGGAUUAUCAUGGACCCGGACGAUGCGCACCGGAGACUUAAUGCGCUGCUGGCGAAGAAGGAUCAUCUCUUUAUUGACCCGUUUACGGAGGAAGAGUUUGCGUAUCCGCAGAUUCCACGGUGCGCGUUUCCGGAAAAGCCGGUUGAGGAACUCGCAGCAACAUUUCGACAGAUUCAGCCAAGGUGGCGGGAAGAAAGGGCGAGGAUCAUGAGCGCGGCGCGGAAGGGGAGAGCAGCUGCGUCACAGUCAAGCUUGACGAGCGCGCAGAAUAGUUUGGCUGCUGCGGAUUUGAAUGCUGCGAGAAUGAGGGCGCAGGCGAUUGCAAAUGCGCAGGAAGAGCGGCGUGUGUACACUUCAAGUUCUGGGAAUUUUAAGUAUAGUUGUACUCCUGGGAAUUUCUGAGGAGCUGUGCUUCUGGGUCAGACAAAGUUGGGAAUUGAUAUUAUAGUGGUAGGAUAAUGACUGCGUUCAAUACAAUAAUUACCCGUCGCCAAAUCCCACAGUCGGAGUGAAGUGUCUUGACGGAAGCACCACCUUUUGUACAACUGAUAAACUCCUGAAGCCGCCC